Brachypodium distachyon (stiff brome) is the source of this 1992-nucleotide messenger RNA. RefSeq names its product disease resistance protein RGA2. NCBI's taxonomy places the organism in Eukaryota, Viridiplantae, Streptophyta, Magnoliopsida, Poales, Poaceae. The transcript is spliced from 2 exons. The coding region runs from base 207 to 1856 and encodes 549 amino acids. The record is from RefSeq and is a predicted model, not a curated record.
GUACAAGGAGUACUUUUCCCAAUCUGUGCUCAUGAGUACCCGAUCAAGUUUCUAAUAACCAGGGUUUGCUAGAGAAUUUGCCAAGUAUAUUUUCGCCCGGAUAACGUGAUCUCUGUAAAUCUAAGCUAUCGCUUCUUAACCGGACCAGCAUACCCCGAGCAUGUGGACGGCCUUUUCGUCAAAGUUGCGGCAGCACAUGUGCAGAAAUGAGGACUUUAUGCAUCGAACUCGAACCCCGUACACUCCUUGGCCAUUCCCUCCUCUUCUUCGUUCGAUUCAACAACUACACCAGCAAUCUCGCAGGGGGGUGGGCUCCCGAAAUGGAGCCGCUUCUUUCUGCAAUUGUGGGCGAUCUUGUCACUAGAGCUCUGUCCAUGAUGGUGAAGCGAUACGUGCAGUACAAGGGAGCAGAGGAGAAGCUGGAGAAGCUCCAGAGGCUAAAGGGGCUGUUGCUGAGGAUCGACGCCGCCAUCGAGGAGGCUGAGGGCCGGCACAUCACCAACCAGGCCAUGCUACAGCAGCUCCAGAUGCUCAGACAAGGUAUGUACAGAGGCUACUACAUGCUGGACACCUUCAGGUACCGAGCCCAAAGAGCCGGCGGCGAGCUGAGCCUGAGUAGCACUGGCCGUUCACUUGCCCUGUCCAGGUUCAGUCCUUCAAGUUCCAGAUGUUCGCUCUUCUCCGUGUGCGAUGCCACGAGCAUGGAGAGCUUGCUUGACGCUGGAAGCAGCGAUAAUCUGGACAAGAUGCUUGGUAGCCUCGAGAGGAUGAUGGGUGGCAUGCGGGAGUUCUUCGUCACAUUCUUGCCCAGCUAUCCUCGCAUCUCCCGGCAACCUUACAGCGCCUAUUUGUUUCUUGACCAGGUCAUGUUUGGUCGGCAGAUGGAAAUGGAGACGAUUAUCAAUUUUCUGUUUAGAAGUCAGGCCGAGAGCAAUGGAGACCUGGGCGUGCUUCCGAUAAUCGGCGCGGCGAGGGUCGGAAAGAGCACGCUUGUUGAGCAUGUCUGCCUGGACGACAGGGUGCGCGACCAUUUCUCGUCGAUCGUUUUCUUCACCGGAGACGAUCUUGAUGGCGGAAUCUUGGCCAGUAUGAGAGGUAGCGGCGUGGUCAAGCAACAGAGCCUUGCUCCCACCCCUGGCCGAGGCUCGCUUGCUGUCGUUGAGCUAGCCAGGGACAUGGAGGAGGAAACGUGGAGGCGGCUCUACACUUCUGCAGUGAACCACAUGUCGCCAGGCAGCAAAAUUUUACUGACGAGCCGUUCAGAGAAGACAGCAUCAUUUGGAACAGAACGGGCUCUCACGCUGAAUUUCUUGCCCCAAGAAGCUUACUGGUAUUUCUUCAAGACGAUCGCAUUUGGGAGCUCAAACCCGGCAGAGCGGCCGGAACUGGCAGCCCUCGGUAUGGACAUCGCGGUGUACAUGAACAGGUCCUUCAUGGCGGCGAACACCGUCGCCGGAUUACUGAGAGCCAAUCUUGACGCCAGGUUCUGGUUAAAGGUGCUGAGAUGCCUGAGAGAUUUCGCGAGCAGGCACCUCAGCUUGUUCGGUGAGCACCCGACCGAUCUACUGCGGAAGGACCAGCCCGUGUACAUCUGGACGAUGGCCAAGAGGAAGAACGUCGUUGUGAUGCGCGAUAUUUACCAGCACCGCUCUCCCCAGAGCAGUGAGGUCCCCAGGAUAACGGCGCAGGACGUCCUGUCUGGGAGUGUCACGUCUCUGGGGAGAUUUCAAGCAGUGGCAUGGAGGUCGAGGAUACCUCCCUGCUUCACCUACUUGGUGAGCUUCGUCGUGUCUCCGACUGACAAGCACGCGGUGAUCGGUAAGAAGCGGCCUCGGUCUCGGCGGGACAGGAUUUGAUGUGAAAACUCUGUAAUUCUGCAAUUUGUAAAUCUUAGCCUGCCGCCUUAAAAAGAAUUGUUAAGUUAAGUUCUUGUUUCUGUCGGUGUGUUACAUCUCCUUAUAUGUACUUAUAGAUUUGCUCCUUGGGUCUCAA